UCUUAUGUAUUGCAUUUUAAUUCGUCUACAAUUAAACAAUAACAAAUAGCCUCUGUCCUAGAAAAUGAAACGUUUGUUGGAUUUGCUGCUAUUAAGUUUGUAAAUUAACUACUUUCGCACGUAACAGCAAACAUACUAUAGUUUUCGUAGUGUUUCCGUGUUUCGUAGGUACACAUGAAAACGUCGUCAAAGUCCAGUAGUGUUGUACGUUUCAGAGAUGACUGUGGUGAAUCUGUCCUUCGCUGCGUGUGGGUUUUUGGGCAUCUACCACUUGGGAGCUGUGGGGGCUUUUCUCCGUCAUGGGGACAAGCUGAUGACCUCCCUCAAGUCCUGUGCGGGGUCCUCAGCUGGGGCCCUUGUUGCUGCCGUCAUGCUUACGGCUCCUGAGAAAGUCAAGCACUGCGAAGAAUUUACGUACGAUUUUGCUGAAAAUGUGAGACAGCAGAAGUUUGGAGCAAUCACUCCUGGUUUUAACGUCUUGUCCAAGCUGCGGGAAGGGAUUGAGGAGUUUCUGCCUGUUGAUGCACACAUCCUGGCAUCUGACCGCCUCCAUGUCUCAUUGACACACUUAACAACUGGCAAGAACCUGAUUGUGUGUCAGUUUAACUCCAGAGAGGAGCUCAUACAGGCACUCCUGGCCAGCAGCUUUGUCCCAGUUUACUCCGGGCUUCAACCUGUGGCGUUCCGGGGACAGAAAUGGAUUGAUGGAGGCUUCACAGACAGCCUUCCAAUCCUGCCUGUUGGCCGAACCAUUACAGUGUCCCCAUUUGCUGGACAGCAUGACGUGAGUCCGUUGCACAAGGGCCUUGGAUUCAAAACCCAACUCAGGCUAGCUAACAUGAGCAUAUUGUUCUCCACGGAAAACAUCAAACGACUGAACCAGGCUUUAUUCCCACCAUCUAUCAAUGGAAUGCAGUCCCUCUGUCAGGAGGGUUUUGAUGACGCCACCAGGUUCCUGAAGAUAGAGGGCUGGAUGAACUAGAGGCCUGAGAGUCAACAAAUGGGCAGUAUGUGAAAGCAACAACUUCCCCUCAGGGCAGUAUGUGAUGUUCUGACUUCACUCAAUAUUUCAGGAAGAAAGGAUAUACUGUAAAUUUAAGCAUUGAUUUGUGAAACAGAGAUUGAGUCUCUGAAUUGGUUGCCUGAUCUUAGUGAGCCAUCCCACAGUGCAUUUGAUUUUGUUGAGUUGUUUCUUUUUAUAAGAAGUUGAUUCGCAGUCAUGGUUAGAAUACUUUAUUUUUUUACCCAUUAUGUUAUGUAAGCUUACCUGCGUUGUCUGAGCACAACACUUCCCUGAACUGACUUUAAAUAUGAAGCAAAUUAUUUGUAUUUCAUCCGACUUUGCUGCAAAAUUCACAUCCACUAAUAGAGCAGAUAAAAGGAUUCCUAGAAUGGCCCACUGGAGGAGCUGACUUUGCAAUUUGGAGACAAGCCUGGGAAGCUAUUAAUUAAUAAUUACAGGAAUGCAUUAAUAGUCAGGUUUUUUAUCAUUUACUGUAUGAUUGUAGUUUAUUUUAGUUGUAGUUUGCUCUAGAUAACGUGGCAGCCUCCUACCAGGCGAUAGCAAGAACAAAAACGUCUAAUCAUCAGAACUGUUAGAACUACUGCCUGUUAAAGAAAUGAUGACCACACGUGUAUUCAGCAAUCUUCCACACAUGCUCACGCACAUGAACAAACAUGUACACCUUGUUUCCAACUGUUUUGCUUGCCGUCUCCUUUUUGUAACAUCCAUGUAAAUAAGGGGCGUCUUAAAACUAAAUAAAUAGAGGUGCUGAGGAGAGGAUAAUCAGAGCGUGCAAGAGGUGAAUUGUACGAGACAGUUCCUCCUCUCUCCUCGCGAGACUUGAACUAGUGUCUUUGCUUCCUUUAUUGUCCUGUUCAAUGAAUGUCUGAUUGGUGAACCUGACACAAUACUAUCUUUUUUAUUUAUUUAUUUUUUUGUACUAUGAGAUUAAUACCAUGAUUAAACCAAACUGUGAACUAUAAAUGUUGUUACAUCCCUAGCAUUUAAUGAUUUGAAAUUGUUCGGCAGGCUACUGAUUGAGUGUAGUGUCUCUUGGGUAUCCUGGCUGGGGCCCAAAUUAGGAAGAAUGCAAAAGGUUUAAUGCAUUAUUUUAUUGUGUACAUUAAAUUAAAUU
Syngnathoides biaculeatus (alligator pipefish) is the source of this 2138-nucleotide messenger RNA. It is a transcript of the gene pnpla4, whose product is annotated as patatin-like phospholipase domain containing 4. The record is from RefSeq and is a predicted model, not a curated record. Gene Ontology annotation, molecular function: retinyl-palmitate esterase activity; triacylglycerol lipase activity. Gene Ontology annotation, cellular component: cytoplasm; membrane; lipid droplet. Gene Ontology annotation, biological process: triglyceride catabolic process; lipid homeostasis. The transcript is spliced from 7 exons. The coding region runs from base 218 to 982 and encodes 254 amino acids. NCBI's taxonomy places the organism in Eukaryota, Metazoa, Chordata, Actinopteri, Syngnathiformes, Syngnathidae.